UCCUUAUUCGUCGACACUUAUUAAUCCUCACACCGUCGCCACCCCUACCCUCGUUCCCCCUCGUCUCUUUUCUCUCUCUAAGAACUUUCUCUCUCGUGUUACCCUUCUCCCUCUGUUUGCUUACAUAUUCACAAAUAGCUUGUACACCCGCAUUUGCCCUCAACUCUCUCUCUCUCUCUCUCUCUACCUUUUGGCAUCUCCUGAAAGUUUGCUUGAGCUUUGUAGUCAUGAGUUACCUGUAACUAAGCUCCCUAUUCAUUUGUGUGCUCUGCUUUCUCUUUCCCCUCCAUUUACAGUUGGUUUUGUCUCUCCAGAUAUUGAAGCCUCUCUCUUAGGCUCUAAUAAUAAUACCAAAGAAAAACCACACAAGGCUUCAAUGGGCAAGCAGGGACCGUGCUGCCAUUGCGGUAUCUUAAUGGCAGGUUCGAUAUCUUUUCAAUAAGAAAUUACAAGUCGAAAUCGACACUGUCUCGAGGUGUUAUCAUAAAUUGACAAAGAAAGUUUUAAAAGGAGAGAGUUGUCAAACCUGUCAUGGGGUACUAUGGGGGAUGGUGUAGUUAUCUGACUACGAGUCAUAAAUUUUUCGGCGGAGGACAUGCUCAAGUUGCUUGAAGUUUUGGUCAGAAUCUUGUUCUUCAAGACGAGGCUGGAUGAAUGGCUGGUUAUGGAUCGUGGAUGGAUUGUUCUUUUUACUAUUUUAGUCUCACUAUACCCAGUUAAUGAGGCUUCUUUCUUUUUGAUGUCUUGAGCAUGACUGCUAGGGUCCAUCGAGGAUUGCUUUGUUGACUAGCUGGCUAUGGGCAUCUACAAGGAGGGGCCUCCAUAUCAAUUGAUGCUAUUGUUUGUGGUUUUUGAAGGGGUGAGUUUUGAACUUUGGUGGUCUGAUAUGAAUUUCCAAAUAAAGUGGGAGUACAUUUGGUACCUAUUCUCAUGAAAUGCUUAACUUGGGAGUAAAGUGAGGGAGUUGGAAUAUUGAAGGCAUUAUGAUCAACAGCAUUAUGGGUAGAUGCAUCUUCAUCUACUUUAGUCGUGCAGGGAAGGUCAAGAGAGAGAUAAGAGGUCUCUCUGAGGGAGGGAUGUGUAGAAGAUAAUGGGAAUGAUGAGACAAAACAGUGUGGAUGGCUAUAAGGUGGGUGGCUUAUUUAGGACAUUAACUUUUGGAACUGAAGAUGGAUUGGGAUCCUAGAUGGCCAUAAUGUGCAGCAAAGAGAAUCUACACCUCUUUGGCGCAAUGGACCUCCAGACAAACCGGUUUUAUGCAAUGCCUGUGGGUCACGAUGGAGGACCAAAGGAACACUUGCGAAUUAUAUGCCAAUGCACUCAGGGGGAUUUGCACCAUCUGAUAAUAGGUUGCCAAAGGGAAAAAGUGCACCUGAGAAAGCUAAGGACCAAAGAUUGCAGAAGAAAAGGACUUCAUCUCUUGUAGAUGAUGACCUUAUGAACACAUCAAGGACCACUGGAGAUCGUGUGAGAGGAUGUGAAGAAGCUGGCAGCACAAGGUCAAGCUCUGUCUCUGGAAUAACUUACUCAGAAGGUUGCUUUCCACGAAAGUAUAUACCUGAGAAGGACUAUUCAGACAAAGCUGCGAUGCAUAAUUUUGUAUGGGAAUCACCUGUUCCCUCAAAGAAGAGGUCCUUCAUAUCCCGUCCUCGCCCAUUUGGGGAAAAGCUCAGCAAAGGAGCUUCACAUGAUGGUGACAUAUCUUUUGUAUCGAGCUCAUCUGAAGACGAUCUUGGAUAUGGGGUCAACUCUAAUUUUGGGUCAACCGAGAUAGGCCUUGGGACCACUGUUUUGAGCCACCCACGUUCCAAAACAGUGGAUGAUGACUCAGAAGCAAGUUCGCUUAUGGCAGAUAGUAGAGGGUGUAAUAUAGUUGAUGCUUCAUAUGUAAAUAUUAGGGAUGAUGAUGAAAUGGGAAAUAGAAGGAAAACAAGUGACUUGGGAAUUUUACAUAAUUCAGAUGCUAGAAGAAGUAACCUUACAAUGGAGAGGUUUUUACUCAGUUCUACUUCACUGGCUCUAUGUAGCGAAAUAAAGGAUUCCCUUAACUAUGAAACAUUUAGCACGCUUUUGACAGAAGAGGAACAGUCACAGCUUAUGAGAUUGGUGUCUUCUGAUGAUAGAUCCAAUGUUCCUGAAAGCUUGAAACUCAUGUUCAGGAGUGAACAAUUUGAAGGGGCAUUAGUGAAUUUCCAGAGACUCAUAUCGAAAGGCAUGUUCUGCGGCACUGAAUUUGGUGGGAACAACCAGUUACUUAAGGUUUUUCGGCAACUUCUAUUUACUACAGAGUUGACAAAAAGUGGGUGGAUGAGUGGAUAUUCUUUGCUCUAUAAGCAAUUUGAGCAUAAGCAAUUUGAAAGUAGUAAAGUUAAUGCAAAGCAGAAAAAAGUAAUGAAUAUACCAAACAGGAAUGGAGAUGGCAACCUUAAAUCUUCCAGUCUAGGUGGGGAAGAUAAUUUCUUGAGAGGUGAGAUCGCACGUUCUGACAGAUAUGAACUGCUGAUAAACUCUUCUGGACAACCGCCUGGUCAUUCAAUUUGUGGUACAAAAAGCCAGAGCAAGAUCGCCACAAGUUCUGGGGUUCGAGAAAGUACUCAAUUGUGUGCCUCUACGCCUUGGAAGAAUUAUCAAAGGGAGGAAACACAUCAAGGGAGCAUAAACACAGGGAAUAGUAUCUCCAAGGAAUCCCCUCUCUCUGAUUGCGAACAUUGGCUUUCACCUGAAUUUGAUGCCGUUGAUGAAGCCUCAGAUUCAGUGUUACUGUUUGAUGUUCCUUCAAACAAUUCAUUUCCUCAGGCAGAACUCUUACCCAAACUAGAGUGGAAUACAAGCCCUACAAGAUGAUGGCUACAGGCUGCCAUCCCUAAAAAAUAUUUGUGCUCUGUGCAAAGUAUGUAUGCAAUUUUCCAUCUCCUGUUAGUCUCCAAUUUAGAUUUUAGACACAUUGAAGGGUACUCAGUUUGAAUAGAAUUCCAACUUUGUAAUCAUGGUCUUCAAGUGAUUAUACAAUUGAAUGCCAGAAUCCUUUGGUGAUGAUUUUCUGUGUCAUAAGAUUUCAGUGAUUUGUAGUUGAUAAUUUUCGUUGGGCUAUGAGUGGGUCAUUGAUUUUGGUUGUGGGUCAUAAGCAGCUUUCUCAUCAAGGUUCUCGCUUCUGAAUAUUGAUGUAUCUUAUGGUGAUUUACUUC
Molecule: messenger RNA, 3185 nt
Organism: Amborella trichopoda
Lineage: Eukaryota; Viridiplantae; Streptophyta; Magnoliopsida; Amborellales; Amborellaceae
Product: GATA transcription factor 26
Biological process (GO): regulation of DNA-templated transcription
Molecular function (GO): zinc ion binding; sequence-specific DNA binding
Source: RefSeq, a predicted model, not a curated record